Messenger RNA from Ogataea philodendri, 1605 nucleotides. RefSeq lists its product as uncharacterized. The record is from RefSeq and is a predicted model, not a curated record. Bases 1 to 1605 code for a protein of 534 amino acids. Gene Ontology annotation, biological process: ribosome biogenesis. Gene Ontology annotation, cellular component: nucleolus; small-subunit processome; Noc4p-Nop14p complex. Lineage: Eukaryota; Fungi; Ascomycota; Pichiomycetes; Pichiales; Pichiaceae. The transcript has a single exon.
AUGGCUCCUGUUAAGCGCAAGAAGACGACGGAUAAGGCCAAAGAGGCCGAACCUUUGACGAUCGAUAAGGUUAAAGACUUGGGAAAUCAGGUCAGAGAGUCGCCAAAGUACUUCAACAACCUGGCAUUGUUACUUACUGAGUACAAGAAGCUUCUUGUUCAGCUACAGAAUAACGCAGACAGUGACGUCCAGAUCUUGACACGAGUGAUCUCGUUGACCUUGAUCAAGGUGUUUGAACACCUCAUUGUCUCGAGACAGUUGAAACUCACCUCGUUCGACGCCGAACAAAAGGAGAUCGUCAGAAAAUGGCUCAAGACCAAGUACGACGAUUUCAAAGACACCCUUGUGGAGACCUGGAAGAUAUCCGUUGACAACGAGGGCGUUUACUCGUUGAAGAUCGAUAACUUGGACUCACUCAUGAAACUGGUGAAGAUCGAAAGUAAACAUUUCACCAAAGACGAGCCAUACUUCUCAAACCGCACAUACAAACUUGUUUUGGAGAACCUGUUGGUGACAGGCGAUUUGUCCGAGAUGCUUUCGCAUGAUGCCACUCUCGACAACUUCCUGGUCCUCGAGUUCAGAGAAUCGUACUUCGGCAAGUACUGGGACCUCCGCUAUUUCUUCUUCAACGAGCUAAAGCCAAUUCUCGAAGCCCAACAAGAUACACAGAUCAAACAGCUGAUUUUCUCCAACACAAUGACGAUCCUCAAGCCGCAACCAUUGUACGAUCUGAAGAACCCUGAACAGACCAUGUUUGUCAACAAUCCGCCAAAAACCGUUACCAACAUGCGCCAGUUCCGUUCCACGUUUGAAAAAUGCAUUCUCGACCUAAUUAAUCUCAAAUUGUUGCCUGAACAAAACAAGGCCACUCUCUUGAUUUUGCAUAAACGGAUCAUUCCGUUUUUCAACAACCCAACCAAACUCAUGGACUUCCUCACAGACUCUUACAAUCUCGGAUUUUCUGUCAAAGAUAUCAGUUUGUCCAUUUUGUCAUUGAAUGGACUUUGGGAGCUCAUGAGACAGUACAACCUGGAGUACCCUGACUUCUACACCAAGCUAUAUGCUAUUCUGACCCCCGACCUGCUUCACUUGAGUUACCGGUCGAGGUUCUUCAGACUUCUGGAUGUGUUUAUGAGCUCCACGCAUAUCUCUGCUUCCAUCAUUGCAUCAUUCAUCAAGAGACUGGGCAGACUGUGUCUCACGGCGCCUCCAGCAGGAAUUGUCUGUGUGAUUCCGUUUGUCUACAACCAACUGAAGAGACACCCAACAUGUAUGUUGCUGAUCCACUGCACAGAGCGUCCUGAGGUUGACCUGUAUGACGAGUCGGAGCCAGAUCCUGCCAAGACCAACGCUCUUGAUUCUUCCGCAUGGGAGCUCGAGGCAGUGAUCCACCACUACCACCCCAACGUUGGAUCUCUGGCAAAGAUCUUCACCCAGCCAUUCAACAAGUACAGCUACAACAUGGAAGAUUUCCUGGAUUGGAGCUACACCAAACUCCUUGACAACGAGUUGAACAAAAAAUUCAAGGGAGAAUUGGCCUUGGAAAUGGACAAUUACGAGUCCCUUUUGGGAGAAAACGGAUAUCUGACCGGGUAUACUUAUUAG